CACUUGCCUGUCACUUGUAUUUAAUAGUUACUUACCUAAUACCUACGUUUCCCUGUGCCCUGUGAUGUGUUAACUUUUUGAGAUCAUUAGAUAUUAUGUUUUCUUAAAUUACGAAUUUACGGUUAGAAGUGUAAAAAGAUUUAAUGAAACAAGUUAAUUAUCAGUAGUUACAAAUUUUAUUUUACGUGCGGAGUUUCGAACUCCCUAAUUCAUUCGUAAUGAUGGCUGGUUCGGCUUUAAGGAGGCUAAUGGCCGAAUACAAGCAACUGACCGUAAAUCCUCCAGAAGGCAUUAUAGCAGGACCUGUCAAUGAAGAAAAUUUUUUCGAAUGGGAAGCCUUAAUAACGGGACCAGAAGGAACUUGCUUUGAGGGUGGUAUAUUUCCAGCUAAACUACUUUUUCCUCCGGACUAUCCUCUUAGUCCACCAAAGAUGCAGUUUAUUUGUGAAAUGUUUCACCCAAAUAUCUACGCAGACGGCAGGGUGUGUAUAUCUAUUCUGCAUGCGCCCGGAGACGACCCAAUGGGGUACGAGAGCAGUGCGGAGAGAUGGUCGCCAGUGCAGAGCGUUGAAAAAAUUCUGCUUUCGGUCGUUAGUAUGCUGGCUGAACCUAACGAUGAAAGUGGAGCUAAUGUUGAUGCCGCGAAGAUGUGGAGAGAAGAUCGCGAGCAAUUCAAUAAAAUAGCGGAGCGUUUGGUUAGAAAAACGCUAGGUCUACCGCCGCCGGAGUAGUACCCCGUGUUGUACGGGUCGGCCGAUACAUUUAGACGAAAUAAAGUGUUAAUUGUAUUAUAUAGUCGUAAUAUUCCAGAAAACAUGCAAAUACAACAUUUAUGUUCUACUUUUGACGUUAUUCAUCGAAGACACGAACUCUUCGCGAGAUAGCAACCUACCGGUAAUGGUCGUUGGUCAGUUCUGAAUACCCUAACAGUAGUUUCUAGAGUGCAUACGCAUCUUCUGGGCAAGCGCGCUCCAUCUUAGACUGUAUCAUCACUUUCCAUCAGGCGUGAUAACAGUCAAGUGCUAGCUUAUAUAUUAAAAAAAAAAAGUAGUUGCCACACGUGAUUAAAUUUAUUUAUUUAGCAGUUACUUAUAUUUUGGCUUAGGUUCUUUGUGUAGUAUAUUGUUUUUUUUUUAAUCAAAAUAAAAAUAAGUAAACGAUAAUAGUCAUGCGCAUGACGCGUAUAUAUUUUUUGGCGUAUAUGCUUAUUUAUUUAUUUAACUCAUCAACAUGAGAACAGAUGAUGACUUAGCACUUCUCUAUUAUUUAUAUUUCUUUACUAUAUAAGCUCGCUCACGUCUUACAAAAAAAAUACAUGUACUGUGUCGUGAAACUUCACAGACAUUUGUAUAAAAUGCAGUCAUAGCGAUGUGUUCAACAUAUGAUAUAUAUCUCUGUCUCUGUUACACAUUACCAAACAUUAUAUUUAUAAGUGUAAUAAAAAAACAAUGUUAUAUAUCGAUCAAAGUAUUUAGUGCAAAGAUUAUACAUUGAAAUGUGAUGUGAGGAGUGAGCCGUUUAUGUCGUGGUGUGUCCGCAGUGCCGUCGUUGAGCCGGCGGUCGCCUCCUCGGCCGAGACGGGUCGUUAACUCGUGUUACGUAUGAAUAUGUAAACUAGCGACCAUUACUAGGUUAGUCUACUCAAUUUUUUAUUUAUUUUCAUUCGAAGCGUCCGCUAUAUUUGCGUGCUACACUUACACGAAGAGCAAAAUGAUUAAUAUUUAAGCAGUACUGGUCGCAGCCGGGAGGUGCGGCCCACCCUAACCGUGGUCGGUUACUUCGCGGAAUGGAUCAGACUCAUAUAUAUAUACGUAUAAUUGUGUACAAAUAUGAAGUACCCUAGCGAAUUGAACUUGUAUAUUUAGAGGUGGUGGAUAAACGGCUCGUUCUUAUUGAACUAGCGAUAUCAAAUAAUCGUGAGACAAUAAAUGUUACCUCAUCUUGCGGUAAAUGUUAUUUCCUUAACAGCUGCAUCUCGACUGUUAUUUAAACGUAAGACAAAGCGUGUUAUCCAUAGAAUAUAUCCUUAAAACUGUUGCUUCUCGCGUUAGAUUAAGCCUAAUAGCGUUAUAUACUUGCGACGUUAACGGUGAGCAAGCUAUGAAGCAACGGUUUCCAAGUGCAGGCGCUGCGUUCCGUUUAGCUCAGUCGGUCGCAGUUUGUAGAUAUGACGCGUAACUAUUUUGUUUAAAUAAUAAGCAAGUUUAUCAGCCGCCUGCCACAGCGAUACUUACUUGUAUUGUGUUGGCAGUUUAGACUAUCGUGUCCACGCCGAAACGUAUUCCGUGCUGAGUCGCAACUAUACGCAGCUAUAGAUGUGAAGAUAAAGUAGGAAAAAUAAGAAACAAUUAAUUGACAAUAAAUGAGCUAUACCCGGCCAGUUAAUUGGUAGGGCUCGUUCACACGAGGUGAUUAACUGCUGAAUCGAAAUCGAUUUUAAUCGUCUAAACUGAUUUUCUGAUUAAAGUCAAAAUCAUAAAUAGAUUCAAUAAAAUUUUGCAAUUUUUCAACUGAGGACAAUUUUAUUUUAAAUUAAAUGCGUUUUUAAUUUUUGUAAAGCAAAAAAUAUGAAGUCAAUUAAAAGCGACCCGCGUUAGCCGCUGUAAGUAUCAAUGCUGCGCGAAUUGAUUAAUCUUAAGAGCGUCUAUUUACAAUAUUACGAAGAUGACGACGACGGGGCUAUCUGUAUUUUAAUUUUCAACAAUAUGAAGGGUGUCAUGUAAUAUAUUUCAGGCUUUGCGACUGAGACUAGCUAAUAAUCAUUUACACUUGUUAUAUUUUUGUAUACAAUUCGCAACUGGAGCUGCAUCUAUUUAAAAAUAAAUUAUUUAUAAUAUAAUGUA
Molecule: messenger RNA, 2843 nt
Organism: Nymphalis io (European peacock)
Lineage: Eukaryota; Metazoa; Arthropoda; Insecta; Lepidoptera; Nymphalidae
Gene: Ubc7
Product: ubiquitin-conjugating enzyme E2 G2
Exons: 5
Coding region: 219-731 (170 amino acids)
Cellular component (GO): cytosol; endoplasmic reticulum
Source: RefSeq, a predicted model, not a curated record